Molecule: messenger RNA, 3093 nt
Organism: Sporothrix schenckii 1099-18
Lineage: Eukaryota; Fungi; Ascomycota; Sordariomycetes; Ophiostomatales; Ophiostomataceae
Product: nitrogen assimilation transcription factor nirA
Exons: 2
Coding region: 1-3093 (1030 amino acids)
Biological process (GO): DNA-templated transcription; regulation of DNA-templated transcription
Molecular function (GO): zinc ion binding; DNA binding; DNA-binding transcription factor activity, RNA polymerase II-specific
Source: RefSeq, a predicted model, not a curated record
AUGGGCGCCAACGACCCCCGACCUGCCUACGGACAAACGACAGCGCCGCUCCCGAUUUCCAACUUCAACCCUGCAGUUCCACCAUCCGCAAUGCCCUCCGCCUCAGCCGCGCCUCUCUCGGCCGUCUCCUCACAGGGCGGGCCGGCGUCGGCACCAUCGACUGGAGGAUCGGCGGCCACACCGAAGAAAAAGUCGCGGCGCAAUACUGACCCUGCAGCGCAAAAGCGACGGUGCGUCAGCACGGCCUGUGUCGCAUGCCGGAAGAGGAAGUCCAAGUGCGACGGCGCACUGCCGAGCUGCGCGGCUUGCGCCAGCGUCUAUUGUACCGAGUGCGUGUACGACCCGAACUCGGACCAUCGGCGGAAAGGCGUCUAUCGUGAGAAAGUGGACAGCAUGAAAGCACAAAACUCGACCUUGCAAAUCCUCAUUGAGUCGAUCCUCAAUGCUGAUGAGGAUGAUGUGCUUGCCAUUGUGAGAAAGAUUCGCACGUGUGACAGCCUCGAUGCGGUGGCCGAGUCGAUCAUGAAGGACGACCAAAACAACAACGGAGACGGCGGAGAUGACGCCAGCACCGUGUCAGACAAUGCGACAGUCGACCCAGACCAAUCAGCGGAAGGCGAGAUCGAACUAGCCAGGAAGAUGGGUGAAUUGCGUCUUGAAAACGGCUCUGUUCGCUUCAUCGGCGGCACCUCCCACUUAAUAUAUAUUGGCGACUCUCUAGGUGACAACGACGUUGUCUCGAGCCCCGAAAACAGCGCCGAGGGCGCUUCGGCAGCCGAGGGCGAAUCUCAGUUCGAGUCACCGUAUACCACGACCGAGGAGGCCAUCAACAGCUGGACGAACGUCACCGCCGACACUUCGUUGAUCAUCCAUUUGAUGAAUAUGUACUUCAACUGGCACUACACAUACUUCACCACCCUCUCCAAAAGCCUCUUUUACCGCGACUUUCUUCGAGGCCGGCCACUGGUGCCGCCAAAGCGUACCGUCUAUUGCACAUCGCUCCUUGUCAACGCCAUGCUCGCCCUGGGCUGCCAUUUCACCGGUGCCGUCGGGGCCUUUGCCAUCCCUGGAGACAGCCGUACGAAGGGCGACCACUUCUUCGCGGAGGCGAAGCGCCUCAUCGUCGAGAACGACGAAUACGAAAAGCCGAAGCUUGCCACUGUGCAAGCCUUGGCUCUAAUGUCGGUCCGCGAAGCUGGUUGUGCUCGUGAAGCCAAGGGGUGGGUAUACAGCGGCAUGAGUUUCCGCAUGGCCCAGGACAUUGGCCUCAAUUUCGACUCCAGCCCCAGUACGGGCUCGUCAAUAGGGGCUGCCGAACACGAUGGUCAUCACCAGAUGGACGACAGUGAGAUCGAUGCGCGCCGCAUCACUUUUUGGGGCUGCUUCCUAUUCGACAAGGCGUGGUCCAACUAUCUCGGCCGCUUGCCCCAGCUUCCAAAGAACUCGUACAGCGUGCCCAAGUAUGAUGUCUUCCCCGACGAGGAUGCGGAGCCUUGGUCACCUUUCACCGACUCUGGCUUUGACGUAUCGCUUCGGCAGCCAUCCCGGACCCGCGCCAUUGGUCUGCACCUAUCUAAGCUGUGCGAGAUCAGCAGCGAUCUGCUCCUCUUCUUCUACCACCCGAAUCACAUCGGCCGUUCCAACGGCAAGGCAGUCGAGCUUAAGAAGCUCAGCGAACUGCACCGUCGUCUGGAGGACUGGCGCCGCGAACUCCCUGUUGAAUUCGAGCCUAAAGAGGGACAGCUUCCGAAUGUGCUGUUAACACAAUAUGCUGCUUACGCGCAUUCUAGCAUGUUCUUCCAUCUCCAGUACAUUCAUCUUUUCCGCCCCUUUCUCAAGUACACCCCGAAAGCGUCACCGCUGCCAGCACAUGUAUCUCCCCGGCGUAUCUGCACGUCAAAUGCCAGUGCCAUCUCCAAGCUGAUGCGCCUGUACAAAAAGGUUUACAACCUUCGCCAGAUCUGCAACAUUGCUGUUUACAUGAUCCACUCCGCCUGCACCAUUCAUCUACUUAACCUCCCCGAGAAAACAGCCAAGCGCAACAUCAUUCACGGUGUCAAGCAGCUCGAAGAGAUGGCUGAGGACUGGCUCUGUGCCCGCCGCACUCUCAGUAUCAUCAGUGUCCUCGCACGCAAGUGGGGUGUCGAGCUGCCCGAAGAGGCCUCUCAGGUCUUACAGCGCUCUGAUGAGAAGUACGGCACCUUCAGCACGGCCGAUGUCCCGUCUCCAAACCUGUCUGUGGGCUCCGCCGUUGGUCCCCAUGGGUCCGGCAACUCGCCACAGCACAUCCAAGCCUUUGGAAGCGCAAACGUGGAAGGUGGUGGCGAUACCUCUCCCUCGGCAGCUGCGCACAAUGCGGCAGUGAAGUCGGAGCAGCUUGUCGCUGGUAGCCUGGCCAUCACGGCCAUGCCGGGUCUGCUGGAGCAAUUCUCUCAGCAGUCACCGACGUACCAGGAUUUUUCAACACCGGGUGUCACACCAGAGUACCUCAGCGGCCUCCCAAAGGCGAACUCUCCCAUAACCGGCGCCGUCGCUCCUGUUUCGAAGCAGCCAUCGUAUUCGCAGAGCACGGCCGGCCCUUCUGCCGGGCCGUCGGCUGUAUCUGUAGGCGGUUCUGUGCCCAAUGUUAGUACCUGGUCUAUGGACCCUGCUGUCACGCAGUCCAUGCAGGGCUAUGAACAUGCACAAUUGGCAUACCAUCAGCCGACGUCGCAGCCGGACAUGCCGUCCAACAUGUACGGUGUCGACGGGCAGGACUGGUUCUUGAAAGAGGGCGUCAGCUGGCAGCACAACUUUGAGACGUGGGGCUUCCCCCAGCAACGACAGCAAGGGCCCGCGUCCCCAACCAACCCGCAGCAGCAGCAGCAACAACAACAACAGCAGCAGCAAUCAGAUCGUGUACGGCAAGCACACCCGCAACAGCAAAUGUCGCGGUCGCGUAACCACACCCCGACGAGCACGGAAAACAACAGCACGCCCAUCUCGGACAGCAGUUUGUUUAUGUUUCGAGGCCCGCAUGGCUCCGAUCUCGAUAUGACUUUUGACGGUCUAGCUACGACGGGCGGAAACGUGGAUGGACUUGGGCCUGUCUAG